AUGCCACCUUCUUCCACUCAACCCCUUCUCCUCUCGCCUUCGGAACUCUCUUACCUCCACACCUCACUAUCUCUCAACCCUCCAAUCCGCCCAGACGCCCGUACUUCUACUCAAUUCCGACCCCUCAUCGCAGAAUGUGAUGUUCUUCCUGGCACAAAUGGCAGUGCGCGCAUUUGUUUCGCAGAUGGUACUGAAGCUAUUGUGGGUGUGAAGUGUGAAGUUGAGAAAUCGCGUCCGACUUAUCAAGGUGCUGAAUUCGGCACUUCGGAAAAUGAGGAUGAUGAAGAAGAGGAUGGAGAUAUGAGGGAAGCGAUCGAAAAAGAGAAGUUGGAGAGGGAACAGAAGGGAGAAAGAGAUUGGCUGGAGUUGAGCGUCGAGAUUCCGGGGUUUAGGGAUGAUGAUAGUAUGCCUGUUUUUAUGGCAGCUAUGUUGAGCGAGGCAUUGUUGGCAGAUGCGGAUUUUACGGGGAGAUUAUGGAUUAAUUCGAGGUUUCAUUGGAAGAUAUAUGUUGAUAUUUUACUACUUUCACAACCACUAUCCUACCCAUUACCCCUCCUCUCGCUAACAACCCAUCUCGCACUCCUAUCCACUCGCCUCCCUCGUCUCAAAUCCGAAGGCGAUGAAGACCCUCUCUUCGACGAUGAUUGGGAAGCCUCCGUCUAUUUGUAUCCUCGAACACCACAGUCGACCAAUUCCCGACCACCAAUCACACUCCUCGUCAUAUCCGUAGGCGAUAAUAUAAUUUUCGACCCUAGCAAAGAGGAACUUACAGUUGCUGAAGCUGUAUUAGCUAUCACAAUUGGAGAAAAAAGACGGAAGGACGGCGACGUGGAUAUGGAUUCUAGUGUUGCGAGAGAUUUGAGGUUAUUGGCUGUGAGGACUGUGGAUUUACCAGCUAGAUUGACGACGCCUGGUGUACCGAAUACGAUGAACACUGCUACUGGAGGUGCGGCGGCUGAGACGACGGAUCUAGCAUCUACUCAGAGGGAGACAAUGAAGGAAGGAGGCGUUUGGCAACCACCGAGAGGGGGAAUUAAGAGGAAACUGGUUGCGACCAUCAUCGCAAAGGUCAUGGAGCGCGGCGGCGUGGCAGAAGAGGUAUUGGAUGGAUUAGAGAAUGUGGAGCUGGCCUAG
Molecule: messenger RNA, 1134 nt
Organism: Sclerotinia sclerotiorum 1980 UF-70
Lineage: Eukaryota; Fungi; Ascomycota; Leotiomycetes; Helotiales; Sclerotiniaceae
Exons: 2
Coding region: 1-1134 (377 amino acids)
Biological process (GO): U4 snRNA 3'-end processing; exonucleolytic trimming to generate mature 3'-end of 5.8S rRNA from tricistronic rRNA transcript (SSU-rRNA, 5.8S rRNA, LSU-rRNA); TRAMP-dependent tRNA surveillance pathway
Cellular component (GO): cytoplasmic exosome (RNase complex); nuclear exosome (RNase complex)
Source: RefSeq, a predicted model, not a curated record